CGUACGUAUUGUACAUACAUUAGGUACUGUAAUGAAGAACUCCAAAUGAGUCGCAUGUCAAGAAUGAGUCAUGAAUCAGUUACGCGGAAGAUUUUCGCAUUUUUCUCAACUAACAAAAAUACUGCAAGUUUUUGUCAACUCUCAACUUUCACAAUGGUCGAUUUUCYCCAAAUCGACGACAACCAUGCCUUUGUACCAAGAUUACUACGAUCURUCGUCAGAUGACAACGACGACGACGAUAGUUUCAGCAGUUCAUCGUCGUCUUCGUCGAAAGAAGAAGGAAACAACGACGACAAGAAUGACAACAGCGAYGAGCUCUGGGGUCGAUCSGUUUUGCACAUCGACGUCGACUGUUUUUAUGUCCAGUGCGAGGAGCUGGAUCGAGGAUUGCGGGAGGGCGAUGGCGAUCAACUGGGACGRCCGCUGGCGAUCGGGCAGAAACACAUCGUGGUUACGUGCAAUUACGCGGCUCGUGCGCGCGGUGUGACGAAACUCAUGUCAAAAACAAGCGCCAUGCAGGUCUGCCCSGACCUUCGGAUCGUCGAUGGGAGCGAUCUCCGGCGGUACCGRWCCCACUCUCGAACGAUCUACAAGGCCUUUCGAGGAGCGAUCCAKGAAGAGAUCGGUGCUUCUGUUCACGGAAAGSUUGCAGACGGMUGUGUCGAACAACUCUUGCCUUGCAAACGGAAUGCCAUGGAUGAAAUGGUGGCGGAUCUGUCCACUGCGGUCGACAAACUGGUCGCAGUCGAAUCGGAGGAAGGGAAUGCUGCAAUGCUGGCCACGAUAGCUAUACCASAAGAAAAGAAAAGCCGAAAAMGAAGCUAUCACGACAGCGAACUUCCAAGACAACUACCACCAGUUUUCAAAACAUAUGUAUUUGGUGAUGAUUCUGGGUCGUCGGCUGCUCGUAUCGUCGAAGAUCAGACGGGAGCUAGCACCGACAUUGUCUUCGGUGGUAGAGACUCCCAGAACAACCAAGGUUCUGCUAGCAGAUCGUUAGCACCCUCUCGACGCAAYGUUCAUGAAGAUUGUAACAACGGUCAAAUGAACUCGGAAAGGAAACUUCUUGGUCGACACCGACGGAAAGCUCUGUGUCRAAAGCGAUUGGAAAUUGCGAUUCGCCUGGCCCAGYGCAUAUGCCAAAAAAUCUUUCAUCGAACUGGGUUCCAUGUAUCGGCUGGGAUAUCGGUAUCACCAAUGCUGGCAAAAUUGUCAGUUAUAGAGAAACCGAAAACGGUGAAUCUGCUGUUGCCGUGGCGUUCUCCUGAUCUAUUGUACUUCAUGCCACUGCGGAAAAUGCACGAGAUGGGAUCUCGAACCCACCGAGCUCUGUCGGAGGUAGCAUUUUCGGCCGUGCCGAGCAAGAAAUCAAACGGCACCGCAAACAUUUUGGUGCGAAACCUCUUGGAGAUACCGAGAGAGAAAAUAGUUGAGUCGUUAUUGAUGAUGRCGCAGCGGGGAGAAGAUGGCAAUGCCAAAGGUAGCAUAACCGCCGCCAACAAUCGUUCCUCUUGCGAACAAAAAUGCGAUCUGAUUUUACAACGAUGUCGGGGCUUGGAUUGUACCAUGGUAGAGGACGAUGGGGGAGGCGCCCCCCGAACCGUUUCGGUCGAAAACUCGUUUCGCAGGGGGACGAUGACGACGGMAGUGGACGUCCAAGAAGCACUGAACGAGUUAUGCCGAAGAUUGCCACCGCUGGUUCAAGACAGGGCCGGUUGGUCUCGGAAUCCGCCCCUUGCGUAUCCAACCACACUCCGUCUUACCGUGCGCACCAUGUUGARCAUAGACGWUUCCGAACGGCAACCGGGCCCGGCACGACGGAAACCCCGGCACAUCACUAGGAGCAAACAAGCUAGUAUCGGUGCACAACGAGGAAAGACGCUGUUGGUUUCGACUCUGCGUUCGACACCCGAAGCAGAGAUCGAAAGAAGCGCUGCGUUUCGAACACUUCGAGACUCUGUAGACCCUCUUGUUCAAGACUUACUAUUGCUCCGAGAUGCGAGRAUUGACGUAACGAGAAUGAACCUAGCCGUCACAAGUUUUCGUGACGUGGCCACUGCAGAYCUGACUUCCCAAUCACCUUAUUACGAGACAAAGAAAYUCUCUGUGAACAACAACAACRCUAUCCUGGACAAGCAACUCAACUCAAAGUCUUGCAUCGAGACGAAUGGCUCCCCAUACGAGAAGAGAAAGAACCAGAACCCUACAGUAGCAUCGUCGAUGAAACCUUCCAAAUCUUUAACCCCAUGCAGAAACCCACCGAGCUUCGCCGUGCCCCGAACAAGCGCAGAACAAUCAAAAAACUCUCGGAAGUUCGCACGAACCCGUAUUGACCAGUUCUUUACCAGGAAAUAACGCUGUUCCAGCUAAACGAAUCU
Pseudo-nitzschia multistriata is the source of this 2379-nucleotide messenger RNA. Lineage: Eukaryota; Bacillariophyta; Bacillariophyceae; Bacillariales; Bacillariaceae. The record is from the annotation of a GenBank genome assembly.